Messenger RNA from Torulaspora globosa, 2043 nucleotides. It is a transcript of the gene YVC1, whose product is annotated as Yvc1p. Lineage: Eukaryota; Fungi; Ascomycota; Saccharomycetes; Saccharomycetales; Saccharomycetaceae. The transcript has a single exon. The record is from RefSeq and is a predicted model, not a curated record. The coding region runs from base 1 to 2043 and encodes 680 amino acids.
AUGACUCGUGGCGCUGCUACCCUUCCAAUGUUCCAGGAACAAUGUCUGGCCGGUCAUGGGGAUCCCACUUUGGGGUUGACACCUCCUUCUCCCCGGCAGAUAUUGAAGAUAGCUUCGAACCUUAAGUAUCUAGUGGACAAGGUUAUCCCAACGGUCUAUGACGUCGAGGAAGUGACAUGUCCGCACUCUCGAAUUAUCAAUCAGGAUGUCAUCAAGCUUGUUAGGGAGGCUUGCGGUGGUAAUCCCAAGGAUAAGAAGAGCCUGCAGAAGUACCGGUCUGUACUUCUGUUUGCAUUGCUGAAGGUUUCUUCCUGGUAUAUGGAGCUGGCGGCUCAGGAGCUGUACAGUGCCCCUCUGUACGAGCUGCGAUCGGUUGCGGCUCAGCAUCUAUGCAAGGUUGUAAUUGAACAUGAAGAGAAGGUCGAUCUGCAGUUUCUGUUUAUGCAGAUGCUACUGAGAAGAUAUGUGAUUAACGAGAAUGACGAGGAUAGCGAACCUGCAAGCGUGUUGGAAUUGGCCGCGGAUAUGCAUGCUACCGUGGUGAUCGGUUCCAGCGGCUUUCAACGCUGUCUGAAGUGGUUGUGGAGAGGGUGGAUCAUACAGUCUAGAGAUGACGCUACGAUCUUUGUCAAGGACGAAUCUAUUGCAUCGAUUUCUUUAAAAGAUCAUUUUGACCCUGAAAGGAUCAAGACCCCAAUGUAUCAGAAUAUUCUCCAGAUAAUCUUCUCCUUCUUGUUUUUGUUUCUAUACACUAUGGUGGUUAACGAUAAAGACUCAGCUCGAGUGCAGAGCCUAGAUUCAAAGGAGAUUAUUUUUUACCUCUUCACCCUGGGGUACGUUAUCGACGAAGCUUUCAAGCUAUACUAUGUUGGAACAGCUUACUUUUCCUUUUGGAAUGCCUUUAAUGACACUUUAUAUACCAUAAUUGGGAUGUCCAUGAUACUGCGCUUUAUCAGUCUUGGUCCGAUCAAAACCGAAAAGCCUGCGGAGUACUGGGACAUGAUAUCCUAUAGAAUACUUUCGUGUGCUGCGCCUUUCGUUUGGUCUAGACUGCUGCUCUUCCUCGAAUCUGUUCAGUUCGUGGGUUUAAUGCUGAUAAUUAUCAAACAUAUGAUGGCAGAAUCCCUGGUAUUCUUUGUGUUGUUGUUUUUGAUGAUGUUUGGUUUUCUACAAGGAUUCAUUGGACUUGACUCUUCGGAUGGUAAUAGCGAUAUUACCAAAGAUAUUUUGACCAAUCUGGUGAUAACUGUCCUUGGGGACGGCAGCUUCGAAACGUUCCAAGACUUUGCUCCUCCUUACGCGGCCAUUCUUUAUUACGGAUACCGAUUUAUCGUCACCGUCAUUUUGCUGAACAUUCUAAUUGCUUUGUAUGCAAACGCUUACCAGCGAGUGGUGGACAAUAGUGGCGACGAAUACAUGGCUCUCAUGUGUCAAAAAACCUUACGAUUCAUCCGGGCGCCCGAUGAGGAAGUUUAUGUACCGCCUUUGAAUAUUAUCGAGGUGUUUGUUCAUCCAAUCUUGAGCUCGAUGUCGGCGAAGAGUGGAAAAAAGUGGAAUCGCAUCAUAAUGUCAAUUCUGUACAGUCCCGUUCUUUUUGUUGUCGCGGUGAAGGAGGUACGCAUUGCGAGACGUAUCCAAUAUAAUCGAAUGAGGCAUCUCCAAGAUGACGCCAAUGAAAGCGAUCAAGCAUGGGACUUGACUGACGGAUUCGUGGAAACUAGACAUGAUAUUUUCUUCCAAAAUUCGAACUCAGGCGUUCAUGCCACACGUAAAAAGAAUGAAGAGUCCUUAAAGAAACAGCGUGAAGCAGAAAGUGCUGACCCACACUUUUCUGUAUCGAAGGAAUGGUACGGAAAGGUCAAAAAAUCUGUCCAGCCUGUUCAGGAAGGUUUUCAAACUGGUAUCGGCUGGGAAUCCUAUAAGCUCUACAACGAAGUGCAAUCAAGAUAUGAGAAAUCGGAGCAAAAAAUCGAGGAAUUGAGCAAUACUCUCAGAGAGCUUGUUGAGUCACUUAAGGAAUUAAAAUUGGAAAAGCAGGAAUAG